Molecule: messenger RNA, 2753 nt
Organism: Salmo salar (Atlantic salmon)
Lineage: Eukaryota; Metazoa; Chordata; Actinopteri; Salmoniformes; Salmonidae
Product: serine/threonine-protein kinase Chk2
Biological process (GO): protein phosphorylation; mitotic DNA damage checkpoint signaling
Cellular component (GO): nucleus; cytoplasm
Molecular function (GO): protein binding; ATP binding; protein serine/threonine kinase activity
Source: RefSeq, a predicted model, not a curated record
AUAAUGCAGCUACUUGCUAAUAACUCGAUGUAGACAAAAUUACUUCCUAAGAAUGGUAAUUGGUCAAAAUGACAUGGUCCAGAUCAGAUGUGUAUAUCCAUGCAGCAAACGCUAGCUAGCUGCUGAAAAUCACGUGGAAAAUCCUAAACUUCUCACUUGCUAAAAUUCAGGUGACGUAUAAUGAAAAACAAACAACAUUUCCCACGAGUCUCUAGAGAUCCAAUUUCCCCGGAAAAUCUACACGUGCCGCGAUUAAUUCGAAAUCCCGAGGAGAAAUAUUGACCAUGUCCCAAGAGAAGCCAGACGCUUACAGCCAGACCCAGUCGCAGCCUCAGACCCAGUCCCAGAGUGGCUCCAGCUCCUCUGUUCCAGGCUCUGCCAGCCAGUCAUCCUCUGGGUCUGGCACAGUCAGUUCAGUGGACACCAUCCCUGUUAGGGACCUGGGCUCCAUACCAGAGGAGCCUGAGCCACAGCCCUGGGGCCUCCUGCUGCCUAUGCAGAGAGGCUUCAGAGCCCACAACUGUGUUGAGGACGACGCUUGGUUUGGUCGGCACACUAAAUGCAACUAUUCCUUUGAUGUCCCCAUACUGAGGGAAUCAUCCAGAUUUGCUGCAUACAGCAAUAAACAUUUUAGGAUAUUCCGAGAGAAGAACAUUGUCUAUGUCUUUGACAACAGUAACAAUGGCACGUUUGUUGACGGUAACGUUAUUGGAAAAGGAAAAAUGUUGCCACUAGCAAACAAUGCAGUGUUGUCCCUUGCUGAAGAACGCCACAAAGUGUUUGUGUUCAUUGAUCUCAUGGCGGAUGAGCAGUCCAACCUACCCAAAGAGUUAAGCGAGAAAUACAUGAUUACCAAAAAGAUUGGAGUUGGUGUGUGCGGGGAAGUGAAGCUGGCUUUUGAGAGGGCCACUUGCAAAAAGGUGGCCUUGAAGACUAUUAACAAGAAUGAUUUCCCGGCAUCUGUUGGCACUGCCACACGAAGUGCAGAAAGAGAGAUCCAGAUCCUUCAAAAGAUUGACCAUCCAUGUCUGAUCAAAACAAAAGACUUCUUCCAAACAGAUGACUCAUACUACAUUGUUCUAGAGCUCAUGGAGGGUGGAGAACUCUACGACAGGGUCAAAAGCAAGCAACAGAUCAAGGAGCCAAUUGCCAAGCUAUAUUUUUACCAGAUGUUGAAAGCAGUAGAGUACCUUCACAACAAUGGCAUCAUCCACAGAGACCUCAAACCUGAAAAUGUGCUGCUUUCGUCUCACGACGAUGUUUGCGUCAUCAAGAUCACAGACUUUAAUCAGUCCAAGAUACUGGAGGAGUCUGCCCUGAUGAGGACCCUUUGUGGAACACCCACAUACCUGGCACCAGAGGUGUUCACAGACGCAGUCACUGUGGGCUACAGCAGGGCUGUAGACGCCUGGAGUUUAGGGGUCGUCCUGUUUGUGUGUUUGGCAGGCUAUCCCCCAUUCUACCCUGAUGCACGAAUUGGUUUGUCAGUCAGUGAUCAGAUCACCCAGGGAAUAUAUACAUUUAUUCCAUCAAAAUGGGACGGCAUCUCCGAUGAUGCCAAAGAUGUUGUAAAGAAACUGCUUCGAGUGGACCCCAAUGUCCGCCUCACCAUUGAGGAGGCUUUACAGCAUCCCUGGCUGAUGGAUGAGGCAAUGAAGGAGACCGCUGAAGGCAUCAUGUACCCCAAGGACUCCAGAGAUGCCGAUGGCACAGCAGACUCUGGAGAUGCCACAGUAGCCUCAACCGGAAAGAGGUCAAGAGAAGAUGAGGAAGAGCAGCAGCCAACCAAGAGGUGACCAGGCCCAUCCACAGAGGCAACAUGAUCCACAUUCCACCCUCGUUACCCCAUUGGAGACUCCCCUGAUAUUUUUCUUCUGGCAAUUGGGCCUACUUUAAAUCAGUAUAUUGCAUUUCAUCACGCAUCACUGUAAUCAUUCCCAUAAUGUCCCUGUUCAGGAUACUGGAAUUUACUUGAUUACUGCAUGUUGAGUUCCAACUCGUGGGCACAUGCGGCGCUAGCUCCACAUUGUUACGGUGGUGAUAUGUGAAUGCUUCCAUACAGCAGUUAUACAUUAGCUAGUGUAAAGCAUAGCAGGCCAAUUUUCAACUAUCCUGUUCUUGGCGAUACUUUUCUCCAGAAUUGAGAUGGACAAAAGUAUCUUCUCGAUGUCCAGUUGCAGGUGGUUCUCCAAAAAUAUAUUAAAUCCACGUUUGCACCGAGUGAGGAGUUCCCUCGCCAUUUUAGCUGCAUCUUGCGUUUCCCCAAGAGCUUUGCAGGAACUAGAUGUUUCUAUGUGACACGGCCACAUGUAGAAGUAGGUGACGGCGCGUCACACAGUGAGACCAAAACAAAGAUCUGCAGACAUGCAAGAGGCAUUUGCAUUUCUCACUCGAUACAAAACGAUGAUUUAAUAUUUGUUUGAAUAUUCAUUUUUUUAGGGGGGAACCACCUGCAACUGGACAUUUAUAAGAUGUACUUUUCUCCCAUAUCAAGAACAAAAAAAGUAUCACCAAGAACAGGUUAGUUGAAAAUUGGCCUGCUAUGCCUUACAGCCGCUACACAUUAGCUAGUAUAUGGAAGCAUUCAUAGAUCAGCACAACAAUGUGGAGCUAUACUGGAAAUUGCCUCCUGUUUUGUAAAUAAUUGUUUUUGUACAAAAAUGUUAUUUACCACUGGGUUUUUAUUGUUGUGCAUUCCAUAAUUCCUGACUUGUAUAUCAUUAAAAAAAAUCUUACUCUAUUGAACAUCUUCA